Myzus persicae (green peach aphid) is the source of this 647-nucleotide messenger RNA. RefSeq lists its product as uncharacterized. Gene Ontology annotation, molecular function: olfactory receptor activity; odorant binding. The record is from RefSeq and is a predicted model, not a curated record. The transcript has 3 exons. Lineage: Eukaryota; Metazoa; Arthropoda; Insecta; Hemiptera; Aphididae. Gene Ontology annotation, biological process: sensory perception of smell. The coding region runs from base 9 to 647 and encodes 212 amino acids. Gene Ontology annotation, cellular component: membrane.
AAUAUUUCAUGUUAAUAAUUGCCACAUUAUUUGGAUUGAUCAAAAUGAGCUUUAUAAUGUGCAAUUCAAAUGCACUAUGGAACUUUAUAAGCUUCACGUCAAUAGAUUAUUUGACUUAUAGAGGCCAACAAAAAUAUAUACUUAUAAGUGCUCGAAAAUUAUCGAUAUCAAUCUCAAAUAUUUUCACAUUGUCUUGGAUAGCAAUAAUAUCAGUAUGGAUUUUAUUUCCAAUUAUAGCUAAAGACAAUUUUAUGAAUGUUAAAGCCAAAGAUGAAACAUACAGCCAAUAUCGAUACAACAUGCUCAAUUUAAUGUUUCCAGUAUCAGCUCAAUUUUAUAACAACAAUUUCAUGGUGUUUUAUUUUCUUGAGACUAUAGGAGUAAUAUUUUAUGGUUAUUCCAUGGUGGUUUUUGAUAAUUUGGUCAUUUCUGUGUGUAUAACAAUCGCAUACCAGUUAAAAUCGAUUGCAUUAUCAUACAGAACACUAGGCUAUAAUAAUAUUGACACCGAUUUUGAAAGUGCUGACGUGAAAAACAAUCCAUUAAAUGAAAGAUUCAAUGACUUCAACAACUUAAUAUUUAUAAUUCAAGAUCAUCAAAAAUUUAUGAAGUAUGUUAUGAAAAAAUCAUUAUUUUUUGGACAAUGA